Messenger RNA from Mus caroli (Ryukyu mouse), 1334 nucleotides. It is a transcript of the gene CUNH16orf89, whose product is annotated as chromosome unknown C16orf89 homolog. Lineage: Eukaryota; Metazoa; Chordata; Mammalia; Rodentia; Muridae. The record is from RefSeq and is a predicted model, not a curated record. Gene Ontology annotation, cellular component: cytosol; membrane.
UCCUGUCAUGGCAAGGCUCGGGCUGCUUCUCCUCCUGCUGCUGGCCCUGCCACCACAGUCCUUCUCAGUGUCAUGGCCAGACACUGCACAGGGCACCAUGGCAGGCUUGAUCCUGACUGCAUUAGAAAAAGCCACCUUGUUCCUGGAGGACAGGCUGCCCACAAUCAACCUGGAUGGUGUGGUGGGCUUCCAAGUGCUGGAAGUGCAACUCCGAGGAGUUCAGGAAAAAUGGGCUCACAAGCCCUUGCUGCAGCCUCUCAGCAUGCGUGCUGGACAGAUGGCCAACACACUGUCUGCUCUCCUCCAAAAAUCCAUCUUCUACCUCAAGGAGAGUGACCCCACGUACCUAAGAGAGUUCCAGCCAAGCAUUCAGCCUGGGUUUUGGAAGUUGCCCAAUGACUGGACACGCACCAAUGCCUCCCUGGUCUACCCUUGGCUGGAUCCCCUGGACUCUUUCUCAGAGGAAAGCAGCGAUGUGUGCCUGGUGCAACUACUAGGAACAGGGACAGCCAGCAGCCAGCCUUGCAGGCUCUCCAACUUCUGCAGAACCCUUAUGACCAAGGCCGGCUGCUCAGGCUACAGCCUCUCCCAUCAGCUGCUCUUCUUCCUCUGGGCCAGAAUGUUAGGGUGCACAGAGGGACUGUUCCUCCAGAGCCAGCACUACAUGGACAUCUUCUGUGCCAAUAUGAUGGAACUGAACCACAGAGCUGAGGCCAUUGGAUAUGCCUACCCCACCCAAGACCUCUUCAUGGAAAACAUUAUGUUCUGUGGUAUGGCUGGCUUCUCUGACUUCUACAAGCUGCGCUGGCUGGAGGCCAUUCUCAGCUGGCAGAACCCCCAGGUGGGAUGCUUCGGGAGGCCUGACACAAAGGGUGAACCUUCUGGAGUUCCACAUCAGCAGGGCAUUCUGAGAAGAGUGCGAAGGCGGGAAAAACUGUUCGCAGAUGGCUGUUCGUGCCACAACACAGCCACGGCAGUCGCAGCCCUGGGUGGCUUUCUCUACAUCCUGGCGGAAUACCACCCAGACAAUGGAGAUGCAUAUUCAUCCCCACAGACACCAGCAAGCAACCACCAAGAUGGCGCUGCCGGCCCUGACGUCCAGAGGAUUGGCAGGCCCCUUAGCGUUUCUUAAGUCCUGGGGUCAGAGGUCACAGGCCGAGGAGGCAAUUGAGGAAAGUGACCAGCUAUAUCCCCAUCGCCACUUCUGGGUGUUUAAAAGUCUUGGGAGAGCAGGGCCAGGGAAGGCAGGGUUGGAGAGUGGGGUGGACCAGAUGUCAGCAGAAUACAUAAAGCACAGUCAAUUGGAGCUGAGUCUUUUGUCUCUUGUGUACAUG